AUGGAGAUCUUGGGGACGCGCCUGGAUCAUUCGGGCUCCACGCGCGAAUCCAUGGACCAUCGACUACACAAGGCUGCAGCGAACUACGGUGCCAAUUGGUCCAGGCCCCAUAACCCUCUUGCCACCUGGGCAAAGAAGUUCACGGCUCAUUCACGGGGCCCCGUGACGAGCGCAAUUUACGAUUCUGGCACGUGGAAGUUGGCGGAAGGCCAGUUGAAGGAGCUCAAGGCAUGGGAGAACACCAACCUUCGUAAAAAUAUUCCGGCUUCCAGAGUUAUGGGUGGCAGGACACAGCUGGCCCCGGACGACCAGCUUAGCUUCGAGCGCGCGGCCCUGCGGCUGCAGUUCGUUACCUGGGAUGGCUGGGCUCUGGGCCUGCACUGCUGGUGCGAGGAGAUGCGCACGGCUGCGACUCCCGAGCUGCGCGCGGCGGCCCGUCAGGCGUGGACGGCCAGGCAGGGGCUGGAGGAGCCCGUGCCCGGGGACAGAUUGCCUCUGACCCUGGCUGUCCAGAUCAUUAUUUGGCAGCCGUUGCUGCCCGUAUGCACCUCGGAGACCUGCCAGACUGCCAUGUACGCCAGGGUGCUGCAGAUCCAGUUGCUCCUGUCCGUGCGGCAGCCCUGUCUUCAGUGCCAUUUCUUCAUUGACAAGGAGAGCUGCAGCGAGAUGGGUGCCACGAAGCUGAAGCUGGGCGGCCCUGUACCACCUGCCGAGGUCGUCCCGGGUUGCACGGAGGUAUGCGACAUGAUCAAGAGCAUGAAGGAUAGAGUAUUGGAUGAAGGGCGGCAUGGGCACAUUCGCCUGCGAGGAGGCUGCCAAGUACGGCUGCGUGUGGGGAAGCGGCAGGCUGACGGGAGGACGAGCGGCGGGAGCGGGGCUGCCCUCGUCGGAGGCGCCGACAUCAAGAGCCCUUCGGACCUCGCCUGCUGAGCGGGGCCAGCCCGCGGCAGCGUCGCCGCGGCAGGCGCGCGCUUGUCUCGGCCAGUUUUUGCAGGGUCCGUGUCCAUCCGAACGAUCCGAGUACUGCACACAGAGUAGCUCCGUGGGUCAAUGCGACUCGUAGCGGUGCUCGAAGAAGCCGUGAGCUUUCUGUUUGGUACGAGGGCGCUCCUACAAGGCAUGCGGA
Molecule: messenger RNA, 1126 nt
Organism: Prorocentrum cordatum
Lineage: Eukaryota; Dinophyceae; Prorocentrales; Prorocentraceae
Source: the annotation of a GenBank genome assembly